AUGGCGUCUUGGGGGCUCCUUGUGACCGGCGCCUCCUUCGCCGCCUUCCGGGGGCUGCACUGGGCGCUGCGGCUGCUGCCCGCGCCGGGAUCCGCUGCCCAGGACCGUUGGAAGUGGCGCAAUAUCUGUGUCUCCCUGCUGCACAGCCUGCUCACAGGGGUUGGGGCGCUGCUCGAGCUGUUGGUGUACCCUCAGAUGGCUGCCGACCCGAUUCACGGCCACCCGCCCUGGGCCGUGGUGCUGGUGGCUGUGUCCGUGGGUUAUUUCUUGGCGGAUGGAGUUGACAUACUGUGGAACCAGACCUUGGGCCAGGCCUGGGAACAUCUGUGUCAUCAUUUGGUGGUAGUGAGCUGCUUCAGCACCGCCAUUCUGUCCAGCCACUAUGUGGGCUUCUCUCUGGUGUCUCUGCUCCUGGAGCUGAACUCUGCCUGCCUGCACCUACGACAGUUGCUGCUGCUUUCUCACCAGGCCCCAUCCCUGGCCUUCCGCAUGGCCAGCUGGGCCACCCUGGCCACCCUGGUCCUCUUCCGCCUGGUGCCUCUGGGGUGGAUGAGUCUGUGGCUGAUCUGACAGCAACACCAGGUGCCUCCUCCUCUGGUCAUCCUUGGUGCAACUGGGCUGGUCACUGUGGGUGCCCUAAGCAUCACACUGGGUGUCCGUAUUUUGGUCAGCGAUGUCCUGCAGUCUCAGCCUCAUCCACCCAUCCCUGGGCACAAGGAAACCAGGGGCACAAGGAGAUGUCGUGAUGGUGAGCUUGUCACCAGGGAUGAUUCCACUCUCAGCCUGAAAGACUAG
This is a messenger RNA of Neomonachus schauinslandi (Hawaiian monk seal), 795 nucleotides long. It is a transcript of the gene TLCD2, whose product is annotated as TLC domain containing 2. Lineage: Eukaryota; Metazoa; Chordata; Mammalia; Carnivora; Phocidae. Gene Ontology annotation, biological process: phospholipid homeostasis; regulation of membrane lipid distribution; membrane assembly. The record is from RefSeq and is a predicted model, not a curated record. Gene Ontology annotation, cellular component: plasma membrane.